This is a messenger RNA of Myxocyprinus asiaticus (Chinese sucker), 2529 nucleotides long. RefSeq names its product transcription factor COE2-like. Gene Ontology annotation, molecular function: DNA-binding transcription factor activity, RNA polymerase II-specific; RNA polymerase II cis-regulatory region sequence-specific DNA binding. Gene Ontology annotation, biological process: regulation of transcription by RNA polymerase II. The record is from RefSeq and is a predicted model, not a curated record. NCBI's taxonomy places the organism in Eukaryota, Metazoa, Chordata, Actinopteri, Cypriniformes, Catostomidae. The transcript is spliced from 16 exons. The coding region runs from base 251 to 2005 and encodes 584 amino acids.
AUACUUAACUUUGGCUUCAACAAUGCAUGGGUCCCGAAAAAGGACAAAUCUACGCAGCAGGUUUCCUCACAACUCAUAAAAAGAAAGAGGACAUCACAGCCUGUCUCGGAGAAUAUCGGAAUUCUAAAAAUCGAAAUAUCUUUACGAAUCGUGAUAUCUUUAUAGCAUCUUCAGAUUCUUUCGACUUUUUGCAGUAGUCCUUGUGCAGUUGGGCACCGGAAGUUGUAUUGUCAUUGCGAUUUUGUUUUAAAUGUUUGGGAGUCAAGAUCACCUGGCAAGAAACAUCACUGGGGCGAAAGUGCAAACUUUUGAAGAAGAAAUGGAUCCUGUCCGUUCCUGGGUGCGGAAUGUCGGUGUUACUGAUGCAAACAUAGCGGCACAAAGUGGAGUGGCCUUAUCCCGAGCUCACUUUGAAAAGCAGCCUCCCUCCAACCUCAGAAAGUCAAACUUCUUCCAUUUCGUGCUGGCACUCUUUGAUCGCAAUGGGCAGCCUGUGGAGGUGGAGAGGACCGCAUUUGUUGACUUUGUGGAGCAGGACAAGGAGCAGACCGGAGAAAAGACCAACAAUGGCACUCACUAUAAACUCCAACUCCUUUUCAGUAAUGGUGUUCGCACAGAACAGAACCUUUAUGCACGACUCAUUGAUUCUGUCACUAAACAGCCCAUAUCAUAUGAAGGACAAAACAAGAAUCCAGAAAUGUGUCGUGUUCUGCUAACUCAUGAGGUCAUGUGCAGUCGCUGUUGUGAGAAAAAAAGCUGUGGUAACCGCAAUGAGACGCCAUCUGACCCUGUCAUCAUUGAUAGAUUUUUCUUGAAGUUUUUCCUAAAGUGCAAUCAAAAUUGUCUGAAGACAGCAGGGAACCCCAGAGACAUGAGGAGAUUUCAGGUGGUUUUGUCCACCACAGUAAGUGUGGAUGGUCCUGUUUUAGCCAUUUCUGAUAAUAUGUUUGUACACAACAACUCCAAACAUGGACGUCGUGCUCGAAGAAUGGAUUCUGGUGAGACGAUGGAGACCAGUAUGGAAUAUGCUACACCCUGUAUCAAAGCCAUCAGCCCUAGUGAAGGCUGGACUACAGGAGGGGCUAUGGUCAUUGUGAUUGGGGAAAACUUCUUUGAUGGUCUUCAGGUUGUGUUCGGGAGCAUGCUAGUGUGGAGUGAGUUAAUCACUCCUCAUGCAAUCCGGGUACAGACUCCUCCCCGACACAUUCCAGGGGUCGUGGAAGUCACACUAUCUUAUAAAUCCAAGCAGUUCUGUAAAGGAGCUCCAGGACGCUUCAUUUACACCGCACUGAAUGAGCCAACUAUUGACUAUGGCUUCCAGAGACUUCAAAAGCUUAUCCCCCGACACCCUGGUGACCCUGACAAGAUGGCGAAGGAAAUGUUACUUAAAAGAGCAGCUGAUGUUGUUGAGUCACUCUAUGGAAAUACCACCAGCAGUCAGGACAUGUUGUUGAAACGGAGUGCAGACAUUGCUGAGGCUUUGUACAGCGUGCCACGAACCCACAGCCAGCUGCAGGCCAUGCCAAGUUCCCCUGUCCAUGGCAGUGUCAUGGGCCUCAGCUCCUAUCCCUCUCAGCUGGGCAUCAGCAUUGGGGAACCUGUGCAAAACAAUAGCCAAGGUUAUACCCGUAACUCAAGCAGCAUGUCACCACGGGGCUAUCCUUCAGCCUCGACCCCUCACCAGUCAGGUUAUGGGUCUAAUGCAGGCAUGACUGCAAGUUACGGGGCAGUGCCCAUGAGUAGUCUGGGUGUUCCAGGAUCACCUGGCUUUAACAGUGCCUCUCCAAACAGCUCUCCGUAUGGUAUCAUGCCAUCUAGCCCAACUGUACCAGGUUCUAGUUCCUCAUCCUCCCUCCUGUCCUUCUCAUCUUUCCCAUCCUCAACCAAACAGAAAAGUGCCUUUGCUCCUGUUCUGAGACCACAGGGUUCCCCUUCACCUGCCUGCCCAACCACAGGAGGAAACAGCUUUAGAGCAAUGACAGGCCUUGUGGUGCCCCCAAUGUAGAAGAUGAGCCAUUACCAAAAACAAGCUUCACAGCCAGUGUCCAGAACUGGCCUGAGACCAACGCUGUCUCUUCGUCCCACUUAUUUAUAAACCAUCUGCUUUUGCAAACCACACUGAGGGGAUAAAAUACUUCAGAUAUUGUGUAAUUUAAACAGUCGCAGUCUGUUUACACAGAAGUCUGAUGUCUUUUAUGAACAAGAAAACCUUCAAGAGCCUUCAAGAGAAUUAAAGACAAAUUCAAGACAUUUUUGGGCACCUUCUCAAAAAAUAUAUCCACGGCAACUGCUCUUUUAGGCCAAAAAAAAAAAAGAAAACCUGGUGUUACUUCUGGGGUCUUCCACCCACAAAAUGCCAAAAAGAUGUAUACUGUAAUUUCUUCAUGAAACUUUAGACUUAAGGCAUAAUUACACUUAAGCUUUUUACAAUGGAUUUGCAGAUGCUAGAACAAUUUACAGUGGAGAUUUUCUACCAUAUACUGAGACAAACAUAUCCUUGAAUUGAUACUGUGUUUUUAAAAUUAUAUA